This is a messenger RNA of Mollisia scopiformis, 1196 nucleotides long. Its product is annotated as carbohydrate esterase family 8 protein. The coding region runs from base 117 to 1100 and encodes 327 amino acids. Gene Ontology annotation, molecular function: pectinesterase activity. NCBI's taxonomy places the organism in Eukaryota, Fungi, Ascomycota, Leotiomycetes, Helotiales, Mollisiaceae. The record is from RefSeq and is a predicted model, not a curated record. Gene Ontology annotation, biological process: cell wall modification. The transcript is spliced from 2 exons.
CGAAGAUAAUUAUUCCAUUAGUUUUUCUUUAAAGGCCAAGGCCGUUCGUUCUUUAUUCUCCUUCGUGGCCAACCUUCACCUAGCUCCUCAUCUUCUCUUCAUAUGCUUCUAUAAUCAUGCAUCUCUUCUUCUAUAUUUCCGCAUUCGCUACUGCAGUCUUGGCCACUAGUCGGACCACUGCUCCUUCAGGAGCUAUAACUGUUGGAUCUGGCGGGACCUAUUCUACCAUUCAAGACGCCAUUGACUCUUUGAGCACAACAUCCACCACAGCUCAAAGUCUUUUUAUCCUUGCUGGAACCUACACGGAGCAAGUCACCAUUCCAUCCAGAGCUGCGGCGCUUACCAUCUAUGGAUACACCACGAAUACGGCAUCAUACACCAGCAAUGUGGUUAACAUUGAGCACAGCUCUUCUCUUGCCAGUGGCGCCUCGAGUGACGAAGCUACUGGCACUGUGAUCAACGAGGCUGCGAACACUAAGUUCUACAACAUCAACAUCAAAAACACCUAUGGGGAAGGUUCUCAAGCUAUUGCCUUAGCCGCGUACAACACCGAGCAAGGUUACUAUGGUGUCGGUCUUUACGGAUACCAAGACACUCUCCUGGCAGAGACUGGCAACCAGGUCUACGCAGCCUGCUACAUUGAGGGGGCUGUUGACUUCAUCUUCGGUCAACACGCCAUAGCCUGGAUCGACAGCUCCGAUAUUAGAGUGUCAGCCGGUGGUGGAGCUAUCACCGCCAAUGGCCGUUCCUCUUCAUCAGAUGUCUCUUAUUACGUUAUCAACAAGAGCUCUGUUGAUACAACUACGAGCUCAACUGCCACUUCAGGAACUGUCUUUCUCGGUCGGCCUUGGUCUGAGUAUGCCCGUGUCUGCUUCCAGGAUACUGUCUUGAGCAAUAUCAUCAACAGCGCUGGCUGGGAAGAAUGGAGCAGCAGUGAACCGAAUACUGAAGACGUGACCUUCGAGGAAUACGGAAACACUGGCGAUGGAGCAUCAGGUACUAGAGCAAGCUUCUCCACUAAACUUAGCUCAGCUCUCAGCAUCUCCACGAUUCUUGGUAGCGGCUACGCUGAUUGGGUGGAUACUUCUUAUUUGGCAUGAAGGAGAGGAAGGUUGAAGGAUGAGUGGGCGGUGGAAAAGUUCGCUUCGAUUCAACAGUAUAUAUUGGCAUCUUGACGUGUCUCGAGAAUAUGUCCC